Molecule: messenger RNA, 1783 nt
Organism: Paramecium sonneborni
Lineage: Eukaryota; Ciliophora; Oligohymenophorea; Peniculida; Parameciidae
Source: the annotation of a GenBank genome assembly
AUGAGAUUUGCAUAAAACAGUUCGAGUGAAUUUGUUUUAGGGAUUGCUUUUUUAGUUUUGGGUAUGAUUUAUACAACAAUUUUUUGUUUUGGGACUAUUAGAUGUUACAAAAUUGGAAAAAAAGCAAAAUACUUGGCAAAUAAUUUUUAUUUAUCUAUAGUAUUUUCUUGUUUAGCCUAUAUGCUGAAUAUGGCUUUUUAUUUAUAUGAUGUACAUAUACACAUAUAAAAUAGAUUUUUCAAUAAAAUUCAGUUGAUGAUUAUAUUUUGGGCAUAGAAAAAUAGGUAUUAAAUACAAUAUACGUUCCUGAUGGAUUAUUUUGGAUAGUUUAUUAAUCAUUAUUUUGGACAGUAAUUUGUUUAUAUUAUGAUUCUCAUUUACAUGUUGGAUAAUUAGAGGAACUUCCAUUUAAUCCAAAUACUUUGAUUCAUAUAAUGAAAGAUAUAUUUUUAGUAUAUGGAAUAGCUUAGUUAAUUGUAGUAUUAUUGUAUAACUUUGAAUAAAUAUAAGCAGAAGUAUUGUUUUAUAUAAAUAUUGUAAUAAAUUUAUCAAUACCUGUUUAAUUUAUCGUAACAUCCUUAUAUUUAUAAUAUAAAUAUUCAGGAUCCCCAUUUAAAUCAUCUAAAUAAGAAAAUAUUUCAAACAGAUUGUAGAAAUUAAUUUUUUAUUGGACAAUAUUGAGAAUAGUUCAGAUAAUAAGCAAUAUUUUAAUAAUGAAAAAUUAGGAUAUGAUUUAGAAGUUUUUUUAAUCAGAACUGAGUCAAAACUAAUUAUUGUUAUACAUUUCAUUACUGUUAAUUGAUCUAUUACUAACAAACAUUUUCCCAUUUAUUUUAGCCUUAAGACAACAGACCUUUUCGAUAUUUUUGAAAAAUAAAAAUAUUUCUAUGAGUAAUGUAUCAGAGCAUCCUAUGUGUUAAUAAUUUUUAGAUAAUGGAAGUUCGGUUAAUGAAAAAAAACAAAUUCAAUUUGAUCAUAAUGAAUUAAUGAAAGAAAAUUCAGUUUAAUAAAUAAAAAGAUAAAAGGCUAACGGUUUUGGUUAUAUUAUAGUUUGUUAAAUUAGAUAAAAGAGUUAUGGGAUGAGAAUAAUAGAAUUUAAACAGUUAUAGUCCUAUUUAAUCGAAUAGAUAAAGUAAGAAAUAGAAUAAGUGAAUCAAUUAAAUAAUGAAUAUCUUUAUUAUAUUUAUGGAUUGAAUAUUAUUGAUAGCAAGGUUGUUUAUUUAAUAAAAUAUUAUUAAUACUCAUUACACAAUUAUUUAUAAUAAUAUUAGAUUUCAAUAGAAUAAAAGAUAGAGAUCUUAGUUUAAAUAUUAUAAGGACUUAGUUACCUUCAUAAACAAGGACUUUGUCAUGGUAGUUUAACAAGUGAAAAUGUUAUGAUAAAAUAAAAUAUUAGAGUAAAAAUAGGUAAUAUAUGAUUUAAUUUGUAGUUGAUUUUGGUCUUUUUGGAAUAAAAAAAUAUUAAUCACUUUUGCAUUAUUAUACAAAUAAAUCAGGUUUUACAGCUCCAGAGUUAAUAAGUUAAAGAGGUUAGAUUGUAAGUGGAUCUUAAGAAGGUGAUAUUUAUAGUGUAGGAAUGAUAAUGUAUGAGAUGUUUGAAAAGAAAGUACCUUUUGAAGGAUUACAAUUAUAACAUAUUUAGGAAUGUCUUAAUAAGGCUGUAAGACCUAAGAUUGAAUCAAAAUCAUUAAUGGAUGAUAUAAUUAGAUGGUGUUGGUAAUAGGAUUUUGAUAAGAGGCCAAAAGUUGAUUAGUUAUUAAAUGUAAUUGAAAAUAUAUAAAUA